Messenger RNA from Tauraco erythrolophus (red-crested turaco), 1575 nucleotides. It is a transcript of the gene KCTD20, whose product is annotated as potassium channel tetramerization domain containing 20. Lineage: Eukaryota; Metazoa; Chordata; Aves; Musophagiformes; Musophagidae. The record is from RefSeq and is a predicted model, not a curated record. Gene Ontology annotation, molecular function: protein binding. Gene Ontology annotation, cellular component: cytoplasm. Gene Ontology annotation, biological process: positive regulation of phosphorylation.
ACUUAGUGCUUCCCUCUAGUAAAGAAGGAUUUCAGGAUAUUGGUGCUGGUAGCACUGGGAUCAUAUGAGCCGCCACUCUUCUCUCAGGAAACGCAACCAGCUCCUCACAUCACGGAGGCCCAGCAUGAAUGUUAACUGUGCUGGUGGGACAGACUGGUCAAGAAAUCCAGAGUCCACUUGCUCUGUGGAAAACAUAACUGUAGCAGUCCAUGAGUCAGAAGAAAGUAAUGUGGUGCUAGGAGGUCACAGCCCUGCUGCAGUUCCCAGGACUGAGGGUUUAGAUUCUGAAUGCCGACACACUGCUUGUCCAGUAAGUCCCCAGAUCAGCAUGUUGUCUGCUCCUGAAGACACGCACAGCUGUCAUUUCCAAGACACAAAUAAGAGACAGUCAGAAUAUUUUAGUACCCAGGACCGCCAUGGAUGCUGCACUUUGUCUUCAAGCACCAAUUCACAAACAGUGGCUCCAGAGAAAGUGACGCUUGUGGUCGAUGGCACUCGCUUUGCAGUGAAUCCACAGAUUUUCACUGCUCACCCUGAUACUAUGCUGGGAAGAAUGUUUGGACCAGGAAGAGAAUAUAAUUUCACCAGGCCAAAUGAAAAGGGAGAAUACGAAAUCGCAGAAGGAAUUAGCUCAGCUGUGUUCCGGACUGUGCUGGAUUAUUACAAAACCGGAAUCAUUAACUGCCCUGAUGGGAUUUCCAUCCCAGACCUUCGAGACACAUGUGAUUACCUGUGCAUAAACUUUGAUUUCAACACAAUCAAAUGUCAAGAUUUAAGUGCUCUGCUACACGAGCUCUCCAAUGAUGGUGCUCACAAGCAGUUUGAUAGCUACCUGGAGGAGCUAAUUCUGCCUAUAAUGGUGGAUAGCGCAAGGAAAGGGGAACGCGAAUGCCAUAUUGUCGUGCUGACAGAUGAAGACACCGUGGACUGGGAUGAAGAUCAUCCACCUCCAAUGGGAGAGGAGUACUCGCAAAUCCUUUACAGUUCCAAGCUGUACAGAUUCUUCAAGUACAUUGAGAACCGUGAUGUUGCAAAAGCCGUGUUAAAGGAACGGGGCCUGAAGAACAUUCGCAUUGGCAUUGAAGGAUAUCCCACCUGUAAAGAGAAGGUGAAGAGGAGGCCUGGCGGCCGAUCAGAAGUGAUAUACAACUAUGUUCAACGGCCAUUCAUCCAGAUGUCGUGGGAAAAGGAAGAAGGCAAAAGCCGUCACGUUGAUUUCCAGUGUGUGCGGAGCAAGUCUCUAACAAACCUGGUCACUGUGGGUGAUGACGUUUCGGAGGACCAUGAGGUUAUGAUGCAUCACCCCCCACAAGUAGAUGAACUUGACAGGCUAAACGCACCAUUCUCCCAAAUGGCUGUUAACGAUCUACCAGAUUAGUUGUGGCUCAGGGUGGAUAGUCCUGCUCGAUGUGGGAACAUCUCAGCAUAGUUUCAUCCCAGGUGAUGGAACACAGACUCCUGCAAGGUGCUUUAUCCUCGUUCAUGCUCUUACUACGUUGUCAUAUUUCAAGCAUGUUAAUAAAGAGCCACACUCCAUAGUCUUAAUUGUGCAAUCAAAAGCAACAUCUCCUCAAA